This is a messenger RNA of Colossoma macropomum (tambaqui), 2472 nucleotides long. RefSeq names its product glutamate receptor, metabotropic 6b (gene grm6b). The record is from RefSeq and is a predicted model, not a curated record. Gene Ontology annotation, biological process: regulation of synaptic transmission, glutamatergic; G protein-coupled glutamate receptor signaling pathway. Lineage: Eukaryota; Metazoa; Chordata; Actinopteri; Characiformes; Serrasalmidae. Bases 16 to 2466 code for a protein of 816 amino acids. Gene Ontology annotation, molecular function: adenylate cyclase inhibiting G protein-coupled glutamate receptor activity. Gene Ontology annotation, cellular component: membrane. The transcript is spliced from 10 exons.
AAAGGAAUCCACCGUAUGGAGGCCAUGCUGUAUGCUCUGGACCAGAUCAACAGUGACCCUGACCUGCUGCCCAACAUUACGCUGGGAGCCCGAAUUCUGGACACCUGCUCACGAGACACAUAUGCUCUGGAGCAGUCUCUGACCUUUGUCCAGGCACUCAUCCAGAAGGACAACUCGGACGUCCGCUGCUCUAACGGUGAGCCACCAAUCAUUCCCAAACCUGAGCGUGUGAUUGGAGUCAUUGGAGCCUCAGCCAGUUCUGUGUCCAUCAUGGUAGCCAAUGUAUUACGUCUCUUUGCGAUUCCCCAGAUCAGUUAUGCUUCUACGGCUCCAGAGCUAAGUGAUAACACCCGCUAUGACUUUUUCUCUCGUGUGGUGCCCCCUGACUCCUUCCAAGCCCAGGCCAUGGUGGACAUUGUGAAGGCCAUGGGCUGGAACUAUGUCUCCACACUAGCCUCAGAGGGAAACUAUGGAGAGAGUGGAGUGGACGCUUUCCUCCAGAUCUCCAGAGAAGCAGGAGGUCUGUGUAUAGCCCAAUCCAUUAAAAUUCCUAGAGAGCCAAGACCGGGGGAGUUUGAUAAAAUCAUUAAGAGGCUAAUGGAGACGUCCAACGCCAGAGGAGUCAUUAUCUUCGCUAAUGAAGAUGACAUCAAGCGGGUCCUUGAAGCAGCCAAGAGGGCGAAUCUCACAGGUCACUUCUUGUUUGUGGGCUCUGAUAGCUGGGGGGCCAAAAUUGCCCCCAUCCUGAAUCAGGAGGAUGUGGCAGAAGGAGCGGUCACCAUCCUGCCCAAAAGAGCGUCUAUAGAGGGCUUUGACCAGUACUUCACCUCACGCUCUCUGGAGAACAACAGGAGAAACAUAUGGUUUGCAGAAUUCUGGGAAGACGAUUUUAAGUGCAAGUUGACCCGCCCAGGCAUUAAACUGGACAGUGGCCAGAGGAAAUGCACAGGAGAGGAGCGGAUCGGCAGGGAUUCUCCAUAUGAGCAGGAGGGGAAGGUACAGUUUGUCAUUGAUGCAGUUUACGCCAUGGCCCACGCUCUUCACAGCAUGCACAUAGACCUGUGCCCAGGGUCCACGGGCAUCUGCGACAGGAUGGACCCGGUGGAGGGCAGACUGCUACUAAAAUACAUUCGUGCUGUCAACUUUAACGGCAGUGCAGGUACUGGGGUUAUGUUUAAUGAGGACGGAGAUGCCCCGGGACGUUACGAUAUCUUCCAGUACCAGCUCUCCAACACCACCAACCCAGGAUACAAAAUCAUCGGCCAGUGGACCAACCACCUACGACUCAGUGUAGGUGACAUGCAGUGGUCAGGAGGAGACAAGCAGGUUCCAGACUCGGUCUGCAGUUUUCCAUGUGAGCCAGGUGAACGGAAGCGGAUGGUGAAGGGUGUUCCGUGCUGCUGGCAUUGUGAGCUGUGUGAUGGAUAUCAGUUCCUGCUGGAUGAGUUUAACUGCGACAUGUGUCCGUUCGACAUGCGGCCCACGCCCAACCGCACGGGCUGCAGGCCCACACCUAUCAUCAAGCUAGAGUGGAGCUCUCCCUGGGCCAUUAUUCCAGUUUUCCUAGCCGUCCUGGGUAUUCUAGCUACCACCGGCGUCAUUGUCACCUUUAUUCGCUUCAACGACACACCAAUUGUACGCGCGUCUGGCCGAGAGCUCAGCUAUGUUCUGCUGACUGGAAUCUUCCUCAUCUACCUCAUUACAUUCCUGAUGAUCGCAGAGCCCGGCGCAGUGGUGUGCGCGUUUCGCCGUUUGCUGCUUGGACUUGGCAUGUGUAUCAGCUACGCCGCUAUGCUGACCAAAACCAACCGCAUCUACCGCAUCUUUGAGCAGGGCAAGAAGUCUGUGACUCCGCCCAAAUUCAUCAGCCCCACCUCCCAGCUCAUCAUCACCUUUAUCCUCAUUUCAGUGCAGCUGUUAGGUAUUUUUAUCUGGUUCGGCGUGGUUCCCCCUCACACUAUAAUCGACUUUGAGGAGCUGCGGCCCCCAAACCCCGAGCUGGCCCGAGGGAUCCUGAAGUGUGACAUGUCUGACCUGUCUCUGAUUGGCUGUCUGAGUUACAGCAUGGUGCUAAUGGUCACAUGCACCAUUUACGCCAUAAAGAGCCGUGGCGUUCCCGAAACCUUCAAUGAGGCCAAACCCAUCGGCUUUACCAUGUACACCACCUGCAUCAUCUGGCUGGCAUUCGUACCCAUCUUCUUUGGAACGGCACAGUCCACAGAGAAGAUGUUCAUCCAGACGACCACGCUGACUGUGUCCAUGAGCCUGAGUGCAACCGUCUCGCUCGGCAUGCUGUACAUCCCCAAAGUCUACGUCAUUAUCUUCCAUCCAGAGCAGAACGUGCAGAAACGGAAGCGCAGCUUUAAAGCCGUGGCCCAGGCCGCCGCAGUCUCCUCACGACUCUCGCAGAAAUCCAGCGACAAGCAGAAUGGAGAGACCAAAGCCGAGGCUGACCGGUCACAGUGAGGAAGU